AAUUAGUUUUUUUUUAUAUUUCUUUUUGUUUUUAGACAUCUCUAUCAAAGCUUCUGUCUUUUUAGGGUUCGAAAAUUAGAUUCGAUCGUAUCGCAACUCCUCUCGGUUUUCUCACCCAAGCCCCUUUUUAUGUUUUCCCUUUUUUUUAAAAUUAAUUUUUUGUUCCUCCCUUUAAGUUAUAUAUAUAAAAUUCGAUUUCUGUUCGUUUAGGGUUUGCAAUUGUAAUUUCCCCAACUCGGCAUUUUCCUAAUCGAUUUCCAAUUUUCCCAGAGAACUCUCCGUUUUUCUUCUAGGGUUAGGGUUUUGUCCGUACGAUUUCAGCUUGUCUGAGUUGAGGGAUGAUGAAAUAAUUUCAGUGUGGAUGUUGUGGAAAAGAUUAUCUCUUCGAAGAUUGUGAAUUCUCGGGAAAGUUUGAAGAUUUCUGGGUUUUUUGGCGGCAAAUGUUUGGGGCGAACAUGGAUUCAGGGCGGGAGGUUGGUGGGGUUCCGAGCACAGUGCUGGUUCCAAUGCGGUUCGUGUGGCCUUAUGGAGGCAGAAGUGUUUUUGUCAGUGGCUCUUUCACCCGGUGGUCUGAGCUUAUUCCUAUGUCACUGGUUGAGGGUAGCUCCACUAUUUUCCAGGCUAUUUACAGCGUAGUGCCGGGACACCACCAGUUUAAGUUUUUUGUUGAUGGACAAUGGAGACAUGACGAGUGCCAGCCCUAUAUGAGUAGCGAGUAUGGAAUAGUGAACACACUUUACUUUGCUACAGCAGAACCUAAUUAUAAUUUUGGUUCAGGGGUACCUGGACCUAACAUCCCUGGACCUAGCAUGGAUGUGGAUAACCAGGCCUUCCAGAAUUCGGUCCGCAUUUCAGAUGGUUCCUUGACUGAAGCAGUGCCAAGGAUAUCAGAGGCUGAGCUGCAGGGCUCCCGUCACCGUAUUGCUAUGUUUUUGUCCUCACAUACAGUAUAUGAGCUAAUGCCCGAGUCAGGCAAGGUUUUCACAUUGUCUGUUGAUUUGCCUGUAAAGCAAGCAUUUCAUAUAUUGCACGAACAGGGAUUCCCUCUGGCGCCUCUUUGGGACGAUGCUAGGGGACAGCUUGUUGGUAUUCUUAGCGUGAUGGAUUUUAUAUUGAUUUUAAGAGAGCUUGGGAACCACGGCUCUAAUCUGACUGAAGAAGAGCUUGAAACACAUACCAUAUCUGCUUGGAAAGAGGGAAAAGCAUAUUUGAAUGGACAAAUUGAUGGCCAUGGGAGAGCUCUGCGGAGACGGCUUAUCCAUGCCGGGCCACAUGAUAAUUUGAAAGAUCUUGCUUUAAAAAUUUUGCAAAAUGAGGUGGCUACAGUUCCAGUUAUUCGUUCAUCCUUUGAAGUUGGUUCUUACCCGCAGCUACUAUACCUCGCUUCACUAUCUGGAAUACUUAAAUGUAUUUGCAGGUAUUUUAAGCAUUGUUCUAGCUCAUUGCCCAUACUUCAACUACCUAUUGGAGCAAUUCCCGUGGGUACAUGGGUUCCAAAAAUCGGAGAGGCAAAUCAACGACCGUUUGCAAUGUUGAGACCAAGUGCUUCUCUCAGUUCAGCACUAAAUUUGUUAGUUCAAGCUCAAGUAAGUUCAAUACCAAUAGUUGAUGACAACGACUCUUUGCUAGAUAUAUAUUGUCGGAGCGAUAUUACAGCUUUGGCUAAAGAUAGAGCCUAUACACAUAUUAAUCUUAACGAAAUGACUAUUCAUCAGGCACUGCAAUUUGGACAAGAUUCGUAUUCUCCUUUUGAACCCAAGAGUCAAAGAUGUCAGAUGUGCUUGCGUUCUGAUUCACUGCAUAAAGUGAUGGAACGAUUGGCAAAUCCAGGUGUUAGACGGCUUGUUAUUGUGGAGGCUGGAAGUAAGCGGGUUGAGGGCAUCGUUUCAUUGAGCGACAUCUUCAAGUUCUUGCUUGGUUAGAUCAAAGCAGUGGCUGCAAAUGAGAAAGGAGUUUUAUGGCAGUGGUUUUCGACUCCGAACCUGGUUUUCGAAAAUCGUGACCUACCCAACUGUUCAUUAGAGAAUCCAGUACUUGGUCGGUGACUUUGAUCUCAUUUCAUUGGAAAUAUACAAUUGGAUUGGCCUCUUUGCUUCUGUCGCCUGGUUUUUUAGGAUAUUAGGCUAAAGAAAGAAAAAGGGCCUGUAAAUUGAGAGGGUUUGAUUUCCUCCAAAAAUUUGUUGGUUUUUCACCCCCCCUUUUUUUUUUUUUUUUUUUUUUUUUUUUUUUUUUUUUUUU
This is a messenger RNA of Morus notabilis, 2238 nucleotides long. Its product is annotated as sucrose nonfermenting 4-like protein. The transcript has 14 exons. Bases 441 to 1922 code for a protein of 493 amino acids. The record is from RefSeq and is a predicted model, not a curated record. NCBI's taxonomy places the organism in Eukaryota, Viridiplantae, Streptophyta, Magnoliopsida, Rosales, Moraceae.